This is a messenger RNA of Owenia fusiformis, 899 nucleotides long. NCBI's taxonomy places the organism in Eukaryota, Metazoa, Annelida, Polychaeta, Sabellida, Oweniidae. The record is from the annotation of a GenBank genome assembly.
CUAUGAUGUUACACUCCCCAUGUACAUGUAUGUGUUUAAAAGUUAAUUUGAUAAUCAUUUAUUUUUAGAUGACUUCAUCAUUGUGAAUCAAAACUAUGACAAAUUCAACAUAAUGCCAAAUUGUGACACAGUUGGUUUCACUGGGGAUGAUCUUCUCCACUCCUUUGAGCAAUGUUUGAAUAUGGCUCGUGAUCUGAAUGCUAAUGUAAUAUACUACAAAAAGGAAAUCCAAUGUUGGAUAUUCAAAUGUCAAUCUAACAAGAUUGGUACUGAUUGGAAUUAUAAUUGGAAGCCUGAACCAAAGAAUGACACCACAGGUGUGACAUAUGCCCUGCCACAUAGAUAUAGCCAAAGGUGCCAUAAUUCAUAUCUCAUGAGACAAGUAGUGGACAGUGAUAGUAAUAUGAUGUCUGACUGUUUUCAAAUAUUUGAACACCAUGAGGUUAAACACCUUAAUGAAUGCAUGAUACAGGCUUGUAAUGAUAAAGCAAACACUUUUAACUUCUACAAUGAUGGUAAAGUCAGAUGCCAAACAAUGCAUUGUGAAUGGAAUGGAAAACUAAAUGACUAUGACUUAAAACCCUUGAUCGAGGGCAAAGGAAAUGUGAGCACUUAUAGGCUAUCCAAUGUUUCAAAACCAUGCAACACUUUAUCUUGGAAUGACUCUGUGCAACUUCCCUUUAAAAUGCCUGACUGUGGGAAGAGCAUAAUAUAUGAGACAACCAAGGCAUUGAAUCAAAAUCUUGAAACAUUUUGCAAGUUUGGAGCUAACAUUUUUCAAAGCCACCUCUCAAGGGUUUCACGAAUUAUUGCCUCCAAGUGCCCAAGUAAUGAAGAGGGUACAGAAUGGAAAUAUUCGCCCACUACAGUAGAUAUAACACUGCUCUUGAUAAAUCUAC